This is a messenger RNA of Auanema sp. JU1783, 609 nucleotides long. NCBI's taxonomy places the organism in Eukaryota, Metazoa, Nematoda, Chromadorea, Rhabditida, Rhabditidae. The record is from the annotation of a GenBank genome assembly.
AUGUGGUUAAGAACCAGCCUGUUCUUAGGCGUUUUAUUCGAAAUUAUUGCUGGAUCAGACGACCAAUAUGUAACAUGUAGGAGUCUUGUGAAGUUAAUGAACGCAAAUGAAGGAUCUCGUCUCCAUUCACACGAUGUGAAAUAUGGAAGUGGUAGUGGACAACAGUCAGUAACGGCUGUUAAAAACUCUGAUGAUGUCAACUCCCAUUGGAUGAUCUACCCAGAACUGAAAGCUGAUUGUGGAAGAGGAGAACCAAUAAAGUGUGGUGACAAAAUCCGUCUGAAACAUCUUAGUACAGGGUGUUUCCUCCACAGCCACCACUUCCAUGCGCCUCUUUCUAAGCAACACCAAGAAGUGUCUUGCUUCGGUAGUGAUAAGGAGAGUGAUUCUGGAGAUAACUGGGAAGUAGUAUGUAGCGACGAUGAAUGGAUUGAAACAGAGAGUGUCCGACUGAAGCAUGUUAUCACUGGAGUUUACUUAGCUUUGUCAGGGCAACAAUUCGGAAGACCAAUUCAUGGUCAAAGGGAAGUUGUUGGUGUUGAUGGAAUCACGAACGGAGUAAAUUGGAAAGUAGCUGAAGGUGUUUUUAUGAUGAAAAACAAAGACUAA